Messenger RNA from Beta vulgaris subsp. vulgaris (sugar beet), 1123 nucleotides. RefSeq lists its product as uncharacterized. The transcript has 3 exons. Lineage: Eukaryota; Viridiplantae; Streptophyta; Magnoliopsida; Caryophyllales; Amaranthaceae. Gene Ontology annotation, molecular function: nucleic acid binding; zinc ion binding. The coding region runs from base 317 to 949 and encodes 210 amino acids. The record is from RefSeq and is a predicted model, not a curated record.
AGAUACCUGGCCCUGGGUGAUCCUGAUUCUCAAAAACGAUGAAAAUUAGGAAAUGAAGAAAGGACAUCUGUUUUUACCUAAUUGAGAGAGUGGGAUUAACAAGGCGAAUACAGACAGUGCCUCUCACAAUCCUCACUUCACUUAUGUAGUUAUGUCAAAGAGUCAAAACAUCAACUGAUCCCACUUGAAGUUGUAGCUCUUGGAUUGAAUUUACAGCAAAAACUUUUGUGAUUUCACAAAAGUUUUGAGCUGAGUCAAUGAACAGAACUCAGGUCUGAGGAGGGGUAGUUGGUAGAUCAGAGCAGGAAAAAUAAGAAUGGCAAUCCGAGCUGACAGGAGAAAUUAUGUGAUGUCAGUAGAGCUUGCUAUGCAAAGAGAGAUGGAAUUCAGGCAAAAGCUGAUAAAUCAGAGUUCUCUGCAACCUCAGGUGGAAAGACCAACUUCAAGUCAAGUUCCAGGGACAAUAAUUCAGCCUGCUUCAAAUGUGUAUCUCCGUCCAUCUCAUGGACCUAUUUGUGGGCCUACGAAUACUGUUUCAGUACCAAUUGCUAGGCCACCUGGCCUUCCUCCGUAUCCAUAUCCAUCGCCAUAUUCAAGACCAAGCCCAAAUGCAGGUCCAUCUCGUUCAGCUGAUCAACGGCGGAAUGGCAGAGCUCCUCUUCCAGAUGGAAUUUUUACAUGCAAAGUUUGUCAGAUUGACUGCAAAACUGGCUUUAAUCUGUUGGGACACUACCAAGGUCAAAAGCACAAGGCCAGAUUACAAGGCGGGAAGGGGAAGGAAGUAGCUAGUGGAAAACAGCCGCGAGAAAAUGAGAAGCGGCCAUACUGUGACUUGUGUGGGAUCUGGUGUACUGAUGAGUAUACUUACAGGAUGCACUUCAAUUGCACUAACCAUAUUCUCAAGCAGUAUGACUGUCUGAUGAAAAAAAAGGGUGUAUAUGUAGCAUAGUAUGGUUCUAUCAAGAAGUUGAUGCACUAAUAAGUAAUAAUCCCAUUUUUAUUUUUUAGGCAAAUCGAACUAUGUGAUGGAGAGCAAAACUUUUGAUGUUCAGCAAAUAUCUGUUGAUUUCAACGAUGCAAUUAAGUAUCCUUUGAUAUAUGGGAUGUCCUUUAGAAUUGUAUA